AUGCCAAAGGAUUUAAGAAAGAGGACUAGCGGAAGGUCAGGUUUCCUUGUGGAAGAUCAUUUUGGGUCAGGCAGGCCCGGGAGAUGUAAUGAAUGGCGGGACAACUUUAUUACCCAAAGAGUGGCUGCAGCUAAAUGGAAGGAAAAUUUUCGUAUGAACCGCGAGACAUUCCUGAAGUUAUGUGACGACCGGAGGCUUACCUUAGAAGGACAAGCUACAAGGAGGCGAAUGCCAUUAUCUGUCGAAAGACAAGUUUUUGUCACGCUCUAUUAUCUUGAAGAUGAAGGGCGUUUGAGAAAUGUGGCCAAUGCUUUUGGCAUUGAGACAGCGGAGCCUACAGAAAAUACUCCUCAAGUUGCUCUCAAUCUCCAAGGCUCUCUUGUCUCUAAAGUCGGUGAAGUUGCUUACGGCCGUGAUAGUAACAGUAACAGCAGCAGCGAUAACAGUAGCAGUAGCCGUAGUGACGGUCUCAGCAGCAGUAUCAGUGACAGGGACAGUGUCAGUUUCAGUAACAGUGACAGUCUCAGUCUUGGUAACAGUGAAACGGAAACUGACAGUGGCAGUGACGGAGGGGGUAGAAGCAAUGGCGGAGAAGAACUUAAUCGUGACGAUCAAAAUUCUAGAGGCUGUGCAGCCAGUCCAUGUGGUAAAGGAACUUGUCAAGAUGUAAAUGGAGGUUACAGUUGUGUCUGUCCGUUGGAAUGGCAAGGAAGUAACUGCAAAGAUUUUGUGGACAACUGCUUCAGCAAUUCUGUUGGUGUGGCCAAUCCUGACAUUAUCUCCGAUCAGCAGAUGACAGCAUCGUCUCAAAGAGAAGUGUCCUUUCAAGCUUCUCACGGCCGACUAAACGGACAAGGUUGGUGUGCAAGGAAUGGAACAAGCCGCGGAGAAUGGCUUCGAGUUGACUUCAACAGAACAGUUGACUUGUGCGCUGUUUCUACACAAGGAAUUGAACGUAGUUGGGUCACGGAAUUCAAGCUCUCUUAUAUCACUACCAAAGGAAAUUGGAUAUCUUAUAAAGGAGCAGAUGGGAAGGUCGUGGUGAGUUGGAAAGUCAUUAAGUAA
Stylophora pistillata is the source of this 1065-nucleotide messenger RNA. Its product is annotated as neuropilin-1-like. Gene Ontology annotation, molecular function: calcium ion binding. NCBI's taxonomy places the organism in Eukaryota, Metazoa, Cnidaria, Anthozoa, Scleractinia, Pocilloporidae. The record is from RefSeq and is a predicted model, not a curated record.